GUUAUUUGCGUUGCAAGGGAUGGACGUCAAUUUAGUUUACAAACUUGUUUAAAUUUUAUAAUUUUAGUUCGAUGUAAAAAUGUAAAUUAAAUAGUGUGUAGAUAGAAAUUAUUCUGUUACCUUUAGUGUAGUGAUUGUGUAUAAAAUGAAAGUGGUGGAAGCAAAAAUUGUUGUUUUAGGAUCGCAAGGUGUAGGCAAGACAAGCCUGGUAGUGAGGUAUAUAGGCAAGAUGUUCUCAAAACACAUAUCUCCAACUAUAGGCGCCUCUUUCUUCACUUGUAACAUCAAUGUGGACGAUGCUAGAGUUAAAUUACAGGUUUGGGACACAGCCGGCCAAGAGAGAUUCCGUUCCAUGGCGCCGAUGUACUACAGGAAUGCCAAUGCAGCACUAUUGGUGUAUGAUAUAACCAGCGCUGGCAGUUUUGCAGCUAUCAAGGGAUGGGUGAAGGAAUUGCAGAGCAACGUGCCAGAAGCAAUGGUACUAGCGCUAGUGGGCAACAAGUGCGACCUGGACGCGUGUCGCGCCGUGUCGCGCGGCGAGGCGAGCGCGUACGCGGCCGACAUCGGCGCGCAGUACUGUGAAACAUCCGCUUUGCAUGAUCAGGGCAUUGAUCAAGUGUUUCUAAAUACGGCGACAUCGCUAUUGCAAUUAUCGGCUACAAGUUUGGUUUCAUCUCUACGGUCUUAUGAUUCCGUGGACGGGGAAGAGAGAUUACCUUUUGGUAACCCCACAGAAGAGACGGCAACACACACGGGCAAAGUGGAGUUGCCAGCAUGGAACGACGACAGGGUUGCCCACGGAGAAAUGCAGAAAACUAUGUGUUGCUAGCAUUAAAUAAUUUUAAAGACAAUUUGUUGAACGUAUUGGGAAAAUGUAUUUUUGCCUGUGUAUUACAUUCCGUAAAAUAUGUAUUUUUGUAUACUAUUGUUGA
Messenger RNA from Colias croceus (clouded yellow), 932 nucleotides. It is a transcript of the gene RabX1, whose product is annotated as ras-related protein Rab-31. Gene Ontology annotation, molecular function: GTP binding; GTPase activity. The coding region runs from base 146 to 829 and encodes 227 amino acids. The transcript is spliced from 6 exons. NCBI's taxonomy places the organism in Eukaryota, Metazoa, Arthropoda, Insecta, Lepidoptera, Pieridae. The record is from RefSeq and is a predicted model, not a curated record.